AUGGCAUCAAAGGAGAAAGGGGUUCUGGCACCCCCGAAAGAUGAAGCUACCAAUCCUCUUGUUCAACGGCAAGCCUCCAGCGACACAUGGAUGAUGCUCCUUGCCUUUCGUUUCACCAACGUUCUCUGUGUAGCAACAUUCUUUCAGCCAGAUGAAUAUUUCCAGUCCUUGGAGCCAGCAUGGCAAAUGGCGUUCGGGUCCCAAAGUGGAGCGUGGAUUACAUGGGAAUGGCAACAUCAACUCCGUUCCUCUUUGCAUCCUGUAUCUUUUGCAGCUGUGUAUUAUCUCGCAGACAAUUUUAUGAGGCUCGUGAGCUGUUUCCCUCAGUUCCGGGCCAUGAUCUUGUCUAUUCUUCCAAAUGUGGUUCAGGGAAUCUUCGCUGCUACAGGAGAUUAUUAUACGUGGCAAUUAGCAGAGAGAAUGUAUGGGAUAGGGAGCAAGUCUACUUUGGCAGUCCUCUUGAUGACCAUGUUCAGUCCGUGGCAAUGGUUCUGUUCUACAAGAACCUUUUCCAACUCUGUAGAGAUGACAUUGACGAUCAUGGCGCUGUAUUAUUGGCCUUGGAACAUUUCCUCGGACACCAUCUUAGGAGCAGGAAGUGACCCUUCUCUCAGAGACUCUGAGGGUCGCCCACUUCACGCCAAGCCAUCUGAGUCGGGGGCUUUCGCUACGCCUGGAUCUAUCAAGCGUCUUCGCAUCUCACUCAUGCUUGCAGCGACUGCUUGUAUCCUUCGCCCUAGUAAUGGACUCAUCUGGUUCUCCAUUCUCAUGCCAACUUUGACCCGCUACUUCUCAAAAGAUGGUGCAGCUGCUUCAGACUACAUCAUUCUCCUCAGAGAAGCUAUCAUCUGCGGUUCUACCGUCAUCGCUGUCUCUGCGGCGUCCGAUUUCUACUACUAUGGCGAAUUGACCUUCCCGCCUUACCAAUGGCUAAACUUCAACAUCAGCCAAGACCUCGCUGUCUUCUACGGCCGCAAUGACUGGCAUUACUACAUUUCCCAAGGACUACCGCUUCUCCUCACCACUUAUCUACCCUUCACCUUCGUCGCUCUCUCUCACUCGACUUCAUCCUCGACCUCCUCUAUUCCCUUCAUCCUCACCACCACAGUCCUGAUCACCAUAACCACACUGUCUCUAAUCUCCCACAAAGAAGUCCGCUUCAUCUACCCACUCCUCCCCCUCCUCCACAUCCUCACCGGACCCACUAUCUCCACCUUCUUCACCACCACAAGGACCAUCACAACACGCCCACCACCCUUCCCCUCCACCUCAAAAACUUCAGUGAUCUCCACCACAGGCCGCAAACCCCUCCUCUACACCCUCCUUUUCCUAAACACCCUCAUCGCCUUCUACACAACGCAAAUCCACCAACGAGGCCCCCUCUCCGUCACCAAAUUCCUGCGCCACGAAUACGAAGCGCUCGCUCUCGACAACCACGGCAAUCUUCUCUCCUCACCAGAAGCGAACAUGUACACCGAGGUCAACAAAACAACCGACUACUCUGACAGCGAAACUUUUGUCGGAUUCUUAAUGCCGUGUCACAGCACACCCUGGCGCUCACAGCUGGUGUACCCUGGGUUGAAAGCUUGGGCGCUGGGCUGUGAACCGCCACUACAUCUUGCUGCACAUUCUGUUGAGCGGGAGCAGUAUAAGGAUGAGGCGGAUAGGUUCUAUGAUGACCCAGUUAAGUUCUUGAAGGGGGAGGUAGGGAAGAGGGAGAGGCCGUGGCCGAGAUAUAUUGUGGGAUUUGAGGGGAUUGAGGGCGUGUUGAAAGAGUAUUAUGAAGGGGAGAUGAAGGGGCAUGUUGUGAAGGAGAGGUGGAGGGGGUUCAGUAGUCAGUGGCAUGAUGAUGAGAGGCGGAAAGGGGACAUCGUGGUCUGGGGCUUCGGGGACGGAAGUCAGGAGUGA
Messenger RNA from Hyaloscypha bicolor E, 1908 nucleotides. RefSeq names its product glycosyltransferase family 22 protein. NCBI's taxonomy places the organism in Eukaryota, Fungi, Ascomycota, Leotiomycetes, Helotiales, Hyaloscyphaceae. Bases 1 to 1908 code for a protein of 635 amino acids. Gene Ontology annotation, cellular component: endoplasmic reticulum membrane. The record is from RefSeq and is a predicted model, not a curated record. Gene Ontology annotation, biological process: GPI anchor biosynthetic process. Gene Ontology annotation, molecular function: alpha-1,2-mannosyltransferase activity. The transcript has 4 exons.